This is a messenger RNA of Xylona heveae TC161, 3611 nucleotides long. RefSeq names its product alpha/beta-hydrolase. The transcript has 2 exons. The record is from RefSeq and is a predicted model, not a curated record. The coding region runs from base 461 to 3238 and encodes 925 amino acids. Lineage: Eukaryota; Fungi; Ascomycota; Xylonomycetes; Xylonales; Xylonaceae.
GCCCAAUGGUAAUACAAUAUUCAUGAUAAAAUGCGGGUUUAAUUAUGGCUUAUUUGGUCUUGGUCCUGGCGCGCGCCCAGUCAAAACUCUUUUACCCGGGGAACUGAUGCUCCCCCUCACCUUUCCCAUGGCUCACUAACUUAAAGCACGGCCGUAAUUCUUCUGAGAUUAUUACUGUUCUACUGGUUAUCGCACGAUCAGCAUAUCCCCCCUUGGACAAUUUUUCUCCAUUUGACCAAUCUCACCGUCGAAUGUGAAAGGCGAUUGUUCGAGACCCUAUCGCCCAUAGAGCAGAAAAGACGCUCUUUCAGCUGUGGCGAUGACGCUUCAGAGACCCUGUCACAAAGCAGCAAGGUUACCUUAGCCUAGCUCGCCCAUUGUGCCGUCGCGAUCGCGACUUCCUUUUAGUCUUUUGAAGCAAGAGAGCGAACAUUCGCCUUGUACAGCGUUAUUUGAAACCAUGUCCUCAGCGGUCAUAGAUCCUAUCACAUCAAUAACCAAGUCCUCCGCCCCCAGUGCGCCGCCUUCUGAGAAACAUCGUCGCCGGCUCUCAUUACCGCCCCAGCCGUCCUUCUCCGCUCCUCCGCGGGCUAGAAACCGAUCCGCAAACAAUGUCCAGGUUCAUCCGGCGUCUCCCGACGUGAUUUCCUCACUAAUUUCAUGCCUGUCGGAUAUUUCAACCCCUACCAAAACACAUUUUGACGGAGUGUACGAUACAUCGUUUAGUCACUCGACGCCAUCCUCACCAAGCUACCGCACCACAUCAAUUUCUCGUGUUGCUUCUAAAACCUCUUCUCGGGAGGUCGAGGGCAGGAUUGGAAGCAACGAUGGUAGUUUUGGCAUGGACUACGGCGCGUACACCCAACCUUCUGCCGCGGUCGUCCACGAUUUCUUACAUCCAGAUGAAGCUGCUUUACCGCCUGUGAUACGAACGUCAAAAUCAUCAGUCCAUUCAGCCAAGUCUGUUUCCAAAGCGUAUCUGCGACGGAGCCGCUCGUCAGCUUCAUUGACUCUUGCAGCCUCAAGGGCCUCCGUUUCCUCAUUGUCCAAUAUAUCUGAUGAGCAGAGCAGCAUCGGCUCUCUCCAUAUGGAGCCAGCAACGCCACGAAUUUCGACGGGAAGUCGAGAAUCAGAUAGCGCUGGAAAAGCAACAAGCAGCAUAAAGAGAUCAAUUCUGCGUUACGCAACCUCAAAGGAGCAUCUUAAAUCCAGGAACGAUGACCCGGCAAUAUUGGGCCCUUUAGAACCUACUACCGCAAAUCGUGUGCAAGGAUAUGCGGGAAAGGCCUCCUCAAUGAUGCCGGCUAGUAGUUCAUCCAUCCUGGCAGAGAAUGUUAUCAGCGAGGAGCCUGCUCCAGAAACCGAUUCCAUGAUAAGAGGGCUAACAGAGCAACCAACAAUGAAUGCGACGAGCUCCAAGUCCAUCUCAGCAAGUAUUAAGUCGACAUCUUUGGGGGCUGUCGCGGGUCUAUCGAUACCAACCAGGGAUUCGUCUCUCCUGAAAACCGGAACAAAAUCUCCCAGGAAGCGUCGCUCGCACACCGUCACCCCAGCGUCCAGCGCAACCAAAAUUGGAUACAAUAAGGAAAGUGCCGCAUCAAUUGCUCUCAUGGAGGCCGACGCAGCAAUAGAGAAUGGAGACGUCGUCCGUCGCAUAAAGGAACUUAAAUCCCGCAUGGAAAAGGGAAAGCGUUCCUCCGAGAAACUCAAAUCACAAGAAUCGGCCCGGUCUGGUAAUGACUCUGCGCCAGUCUCCAAUGUCGAUGAUACCGCGCCAUUUCCAGCUAUUCCUCAGAGAAAACCGAGAAAAGAUUCGAUCGCAAUGGCCGCCGCACAAGAGCCUUGGUCUUCGUCAAAAGCAUCGGAUUCCAGAAAUCAGUCCCGGCUUGAUCGAUUUUCGCGGCGAUCAAUGUCUGUCUCGGACGAAAAUUAUCCCAGCUCUAGCAUGUUCACUCCACAAAAAGAAAUAAAGCCCACACCAUUCAUGAUUUCCCCGGAUUCCACAGCGGAUGAUCGGCCAAAUAGUGCAGACUCCAUUGACGAUGCUGUAGAUGCGUAUCUUAACGCACCACGUCUUUCGCAGAAGGUAAAAUGCCCAACAACUGGUCGUGUUAUUUCCUUCUCGGAAGUCGGUGAUCCUAAUGGCUAUGCCGUUUUCUGCUGUCUCGGAAUGGGUCUUACGCGGUACAUUACGGCCUUCUAUGAUGAAUUGGCUGUCACCCUUAAGUUGAGACUCAUUACCCCUGAGCGACCUGGGGUUGGCAAUAGCAUGCCUUACGAAGAUGGCACUGGGACACCACUUGCAUGGCCAGAUGACGUUUAUUUGAUAUGCCAGGCUUUGAAGAUCACAAAGUUUUCUAUUCUGGCACAUUCAGCGGGCGCGAUCUAUGCUUUGGCUACCGCACUACGCAUGCCUCAGCACAUGAGGGGACGUCUUCACCUCCUCGCGCCGUGGAUUCCUCCCUCGCAAAUGUCAAUCAUAGGAACUCGCACUGAUGCUGCACCGACCGCAAAUUUGCCUACUGCGCAACGGAUUUUACGAGCAUUACCGACGCCAUUUCUGAAGGCGGCAAACGCAACUUUUAUGAGCACUACCAGUGCAAGCAUUGUCAACAGUCUUCCUAGGUCUCCACGGCGGUCGAAACGAAGGGUUAUUGGCAACAACAGCAGUGGAAAUAAGGAGAAUUCUGCAUCUAGUGCACGCAAGCCGCCUCCGGCCGGUCUGCCAGGGCCAUCGAGCCCCAACGUGCGGCGGGACGAUGAAAACCCUCUACCAGUUUCCGAAGUUUCUCCUGAAGGGACGCCCUCCAAAUUCGGCGAGAGUGUACUGUCGGAGGAUUUAGACUUCUCUGAGAGACUAGGCCGCCAGGCCGACUACGAUUCAAGGUUGACCUGGGGUAUUUGGGAAAGAGCCACACACGGCGCAAAUCCGGCGAUCGACCUCGUUGUGUGUCUCGAACGGAGACAACCUAUUGGAUUUCGAUACGUUGACAUAAGUCGAGCGGUUGUGAUCCACCACGGCAGCAGAGACACAAGGGUUCCUGUCGAAAACGUCAAGUGGCUGGGGACGACCAUGCGGCGUUGCGAGGUGCGGAUCCUCGAAGGAGAAGGCCACGGUCUGAUGGCGAGCGCCACUGUCAUGGGUAAUGUCCUCAUGGAAAUCGCAAAAGAAUGGGAGGAUUGGAUGCGUGUGGUACAAGGAAAAGGAGGAAAUAAUAGACGAUUCGGCCACGGCUAGAUGCAUCGCAUGCCACAUGCGACUUACGGACGGAUGCAUGCAUACGGGUCGAAAUUCAUGGCACCACAGCACAAAACAAGCAGGAAACAUAAUGCCUGGACGAAAAUUUUUUGGGGUUUUCAAUUUUGCUUUAGCGGGGAAUAUGGCUUGAUCUAUUGCAAUUUAUUUUGGGGCCAACUAUUGACGGUGUACUAUUGAGGUUUGAAGAAUUGCUUCUCUUAUUUGAGGGUCAAAGGCGUCAUGUGGUGGGGGAGGCGGGGCCAAUGCAAAUGGCGCUAUAUAACCUUAGGCUUCUGUGUGAGAUAUAUCCCACUUCUGUAAUUAAUACUACCGAUGAAAGUAGACUAAUAUUCUAUUCAAUUUUACUGACAGC